Molecule: messenger RNA, 4264 nt
Organism: Portunus trituberculatus (swimming crab)
Lineage: Eukaryota; Metazoa; Arthropoda; Malacostraca; Decapoda; Portunidae
Product: cell wall integrity and stress response component 3-like
Exons: 7
Coding region: 748-2007 (419 amino acids)
Source: RefSeq, a predicted model, not a curated record
GUGCGACUCCUCUCGUCCCCCACGCCACCCCCGCACGCCAGCCUCCCUGCCACGCCCCCUUUUCCCCCCUGCUCCUGCCUCAAACCUUCGCCGCCUCCCUCAGCACUGUCCAUUUCCCGCGGAGCCCAGUGAGCACCACCAAGGGCGCUCUUCCCGCCUUCUCCACGCCGCCACUUCUGCAAGAGAAGCAACACAGGGCCGUCCCGCCCCGCCCCGCCCUGACGCACGCUGGUGCCGGCGUGACCACCUGGCGACACCUGGCGGGCGGCGCACCUCACUACCGCGCCGGGAAACCCAAGCGGCGCUACACUCCCGGACUGACGCAGCACACAUGGAGAAGGCGGAGGGGCAGCAGCAGCACAGGCACGGGGCUCUGGCACUCGUGACUCAGUGAUGCCGCGGCUCAGCGUGGCGUGACUUCUCUUCGUCGCAGCAUUUGUCUGUGAACUUUGACUGACCUGCGGCGCCUUUCUGUGCUUGAUCACAGGCAGCCACUUCUUCACGAAUGACUUUCAGAAGCGAAUUUUUUCUUGUGACAUUCAACGCGUUUCUUCAUCUUUGAUCCUCUUUGCCUCCUUCCUGCAUCAAACAUUCACGCCUCCCACUGUACAUGACCUUCAGCGCCUCCUUCGCGAGUGGGCCCGUAGCCUGGUAAUGCCGCGCUCCUGCCGCUGUGUGUCUGUGUUCUAGUGAGACUUGUGGCAGAGCGAGAGGCGUGGCCCCCGCGUGGCCUGAGGGCGGGUCACCAUGUGCGAGGUGGAGGGCUGCUGCUGCCUCACGCUGCGGCAGGGCUGUGUGCUCAUCGGCGGCAUCACCAUCAUGGUGAGCCUGGUGCAGACCCUCAUCUUCUCGUGGGUGCUCGUGGAGACCUACCACUCCAGCCAGUCCGCCACCGUCGCCUCCUCCUCGGCAGACAACAAUUCAGAGUCGUCCUCCUUCUCCUACUCCUUCCCCUCGCUCUCAUGUCCCCCUGGCUUCUUCCUCCUUAAAACCACUUCCUCCUCUUCAUCCUCCUCUUCGUCAUCAUUACCGUCAUCCUCGUCCACUUCCACGUCGCCUUCGUCAGAGUCGCCGCUUGUUGAAGUAUUGGAAACGACAACAGAGAGUAACGACACAGACGCAGCGGGUUCGCCUCUUACGUUACAGCUACGACCUCAAAGUGACGAGGACCACGACCCGCCGCAGUCCUCUUCGCCGCCCUCGCCUCCUUCAGCCUCCGUCACCUCGGCUACGAAGGUCACGGAGGCUCUGGGAAGCGACGCCACGCCCUUGCUGGCCUCCUCGUCGUCCCCGGAUGGCAAUGAUUCUGUAUGGUCGUCCACGGCGCCGCCCAUAGACGACCAUAAUGCCACCAAGCCGUCCCCGUCGGAGGUGGCCGGAACUAGAACCCCUCCGAGGAUUAACUGCGGCGCCCCAGCUCCUUCCCCUGCUCCUCAUCCUCCGCCUCCUCCUCCCGCAGGCCAGGGUGUGCUGUGGUCCCUGGUGGUGGCCUCGGCUCUCUACUCUUUGGUGGGGGGCCUGCUGGUGGUGGCGGUGCUCAACUACGUGUCGUGGCAGCUUUCCAUCUGGUUCUUCUACACGGUGGGAUAUGACCUGUUCAUGCUCAUCGUGGCAUUGACAGACGGCGUGUACACCAGCUUCUCCGACAUCUCCAGCUACGUCGUGUGUCUCAUCACCACCUACUGCGUCAUCGUGGUCGACUCCUACUACGAGAAGCUGCUGCACGAUGAGCGAGUGGAUAAAGCCAGCGGUGGGGGACGGCGCCGCUCCAGCCUCGUCAUCGUGAGGUCCUCGCCAGACUCGCCUACUUCACAGCACGACUACAUUCCACCUACUUCCUACACCCUUAAUACCCACAACACCCUCGCGCCCCCACCCGUCAGCCUGGCGCCCCCACAGCCCUCCACGGCCGUCCGCUACCAUGCCCUGGCCGGCUCGCCCUCCAAAGAGCCGCCCUCACACAAGCAUCACCGCCACCGCCACCACGCAUAUGAAAACAACAUAUAGAGGCCUCCACGGCGCUCUGCAGGAAAACUAUUAGCGUGAAGGACUCAGGAGAGGACGGUAUCCUGCGUGUAAGUGCCGAGAAGCAUGUCAGUGCGUGCGUGCGUGUGGGGUGGAGGGCAAGACGCGUGAUGCUGAAACGACCCGCCGGGUAUAAACUUUUGCCUCUUAGGACGGGGAAGAACUGACUACUCAUGUACAAGCCAGACAUGACGCACGGCUGAACUCACACGUCCUUUGCUCUCCGACAUCUGACUCCACACCUCCAAUAUCCAUCCCCUCUUUCCCUUGCCGCCCACACCCAUCUUCCGUGACCCUGUGCAGAGAAGGGCGUGGCUGAGUUCUGAAGAAGAGAUAGUCAUGCAUCUCUCAACUCUCCCCAGGCACUUUUUUUUUUUUACCUCAUCAUCCAUGUGCGCCAUUGCCCCAUUGCCACAAGACGAGGUUCGCCACACUUAUAAGUGAAGACUGUGACGGCGUUCUUGUAUCUGGGUGACGUCACUGCUUCUCACACCACCGCAGGCCAACCCGAGUGAGUCAUCGCGGAGUCUUCCAGCGAGACCGGCCCGUCGCUCAGUGAUGCUCAAGUACUAAAAAUAAAACGGCGGCGUGAAAGAUUCAUACCAAUACCUAAUCGUACAAGCCACGGCAGAGGACGCUUGAUGCCCUGACUGACCCGAGCUGACGAAAUGAACAGACUGGGUAAGAUGCAGAUGUGGCGGUAACAAGUAAAAAAAGUUUGUCUAUCAAACUGUGCUCAAGAGCAUUAUUUUCAACUAAUGUACGUAUGGUAUUGAAAGAUGCGGAAUCUUUGACAUCGUUUUGAUUUUCUUCUUCAAAUCCAACAGUAAAGGGAUUCUAUCGAUUAUUCUGCUGUCUGGCAAAGCUUCCGGACUCAUUCUUCAACGGCACUCACCAGCCUUAGCGGAGCAGCUGGCGUUCCUUUGCUCAGCCUGGAAACCACUGACGCACCGAGUAAUGAUGGUUCUUGGGAUGACUUCCAUACGUCACACAGGCGCGCUCACUCGCCUCUGUGUCGCUUCAGUGUUUUGCUCAUGCGGAACGUACCAAGUGUGCUAAUUAGGUUAGGGAUCACGCGGGCGGCUGGACGACUCGUGUUCUAGCGAGUCGCUCCCCACAAGACGGAGCAGCCGCGUUGCGUUGUCACUGUCGUGUUUGUUGUUGUGUAGCGACGUCGUGUGGCCGUGUGUAGGUCACAGUGACUUAACAGUGGUGUCAUAGCGUCCCAGCGUGCACAUCCUUCCAGCACAGCAGCUUUGCGUGUACAAUUAGGCCAGGGGAGGGUAGAGGAGGCCGCCCUGUGUGCUGUGUUUGCCGCAGCACUCGUUCGUAAACCAUGGCGCUGGGGAGCUAUGCUACGCCACGCCAGAAAGGCUGUCACGUGUCAUCCCGCAGCGUGUACCCUUUGUAACACGCCGCGGAGAAUCGUGGCGUGACAUUUGUAACAGGAACUACAUGUAAGAUUAAUGGUUCGUCGUCGGCAUGAAUAUCAUAAAACUUGUAUAAUAAUUCCUCGUGCCGGCGAUGCUGUGACCUUAAAACCAAUCCAUUGUGUGGGAAUUUGUAACUGUUUGUGACGCCACUCCAACCCUCUGUAGUUGUAACAUUUAUAACGCUACGGCAGUAUACGUAUUGCAGCAUUUGUAACACGGCAGCCACAGAGACACUUACGUAACAUUUAUAAAACACCAGCGAAGAUUUGUGACAUUUGCGUCGAGGCGAAAGGGGCAGACGGCACGCAACAGGUGCCAGGUGGGGCUCGUGAGGCCAUGAGGUUAGCCGGGCCUGCCGUGCUCAUGGUGACGUGAAAAUCAAAAUAAAAGACAAGCGGUGGUAAUCGGAGGAGAGAGCUGGAGGGCUUUGCUUCUUCUCACCUUCUGUGCAUACUGCAGCGAGUACUGAACAGCAGCACCGCAGAUUGACACCUACAAGUGUCCCCUCAUUCAAACUACUCUUAGGAGUCUACAUAAUGGAUUUCACUGCUAGAUGAUCCUUAUAUGCAGGAUUCCACAGUUAGACUGUCCAACAUAUAACGGAUUUCACUACUAGUUGAUCCCAAUAUAACAGAUUUCACAGCUAAUGUCCAUAUAUAUGCAAUGGAUAUCACUGCUAGAGUCCUUGUACACCGGACAUCACUGCUAAAUAGUUAAUAUAAUAAAGCAAGCAAGCAGUAGCACAAGACCUUCGUGACAUACUUGAUUUCACUGCUACAUAGUCCCUGUAAUCAAAGAGUCCACGG